Oreochromis aureus is the source of this 1112-nucleotide messenger RNA. Its product is annotated as TATA-box-binding protein-like. Gene Ontology annotation, molecular function: RNA polymerase II general transcription initiation factor activity; DNA binding. Gene Ontology annotation, biological process: DNA-templated transcription initiation. The coding region runs from base 131 to 1057 and encodes 308 amino acids. The record is from RefSeq and is a predicted model, not a curated record. Lineage: Eukaryota; Metazoa; Chordata; Actinopteri; Cichliformes; Cichlidae. The transcript has 8 exons.
GACUCCUCCUGUCUGAAUCUUUUUGGAUGUAAACAGUCAAGUUCACAUAAAACCUCUGACAGGACGUUUAUUAUCGGCUUGUUGUUACUGGGUUUGAUCACUGAGGCUUCAGGAAGCUUCCUCCUGCAUCAUGGACGAGUCUGCGUUGGAGCGAUACUUUGAUAAGUUCAUCGCUAACGACCCCAGGAGGACGGAGGAAGUCAGAGAGGAGGUCGGCGAGGAGGAACUGUUUUUCAAGUUAUUGCCUGAUGAGCUCCUGACACUGAACACGGUCACCUGCGACGAUGCAGACAGAAUCUGUAAGAAGGAGGAUCUGACUGCAGAGAGCAGGAUUGCCGGCACGAAGUCACCAAACAGCAGCUCCCAGAAUUCCUCAGCAGAAGCUAAGCUCAUGUGUGCGUCCUCCUCGUCUGAACUGAAGCCCCUUCCUGUUAAUCCCGGGACCCCGGCGGACCCUGAGACACUGAAGGAGAAGCCAUCGAAUCUCGUCCCAGUGAUAUGUAACGUCAUCUCCACGGUGGACCUGGGCUGCAGUUUGGACCUGAAGUUCAUUGCUCGCAGGAUGUGGAACGUAGAGUACAAACCACAGACUUUCACAGGGAUCAUCGCUAGGAUCCGGGAGCCAGAAGCAACAGUGACCAUCUUCCAAAGUGGGAAAAUCAUCUCCCUGGGAACCAAGAGUGUGGAGGAGUCGCGCCUGGCGGCCAGGAAGUUUGCCCGCAAACUGCAGAAGUUUGGCUUUCCCGUGCGCUUCCUCAACUUUAAGAUCCAGAACAUUGUAGCCUUCUGCCAGACCUUUCCAGUGGAUUUAGCAGAACUGCAGAAGGUCCACAGAGGGCAGUGCAGUUAUGAGCCAGAGAUGUAUAACGGCCUCGUCCUCGACCAGAUUACCGGCAUCAGAGUGUCCCUCUUUUCAACUGGGUACAUAAAUGUGUUCGGAGCUAAAACCUGGGCUGAGGUCAAUGAAGUCUUUAAAACCAUCUGCAGAAUCCUGAGAGAGUACAAGAGGGAGCGAACACGCAGCAGAGCUUUGAUUCCAAAGCCAAACCGAUGUUAGAGGCAGACUUGAAUAAACUGAUGCAUGAGCACCACUGAACUCCACUGUAGCUCCU